UGCUUUUUAAAAACACCACACCCAAAACUAUCACACCUCACUAGUUUUACAGCAAAACAAUACCAUACUACACGUUCAACAAUUAGUUUCAAAAAGAGAAGAUUAAUAAUCGAAAUAUGGCUUCUGAUCAACUUAGUCGGAAAGACAACACCAAAGACGAGACAGUUAUCCGCGUAGAGAAAGUCAGAGUACCGAAGAUGGCUAGCCAUUUCGAGAGUUUAGCAGCUGAGAAAGGUAAAGCCACGGAGGAUAUCAGCCAUGAUCGUCAUCAUCAGGAUGACUUCGUUUCACUUUCUGAUAUGGAUAAGCAGAGGCAUGCAAAUACGGUGGCUGACAAAGAGGCCGAAGCUAAGCGGCGUAUGGAGAAGUCAGAGCCUCAAACUGUGGGGAAGUUUGAAGUGGAAGCUAGAGGAAAAGAGAAGGGUUCUUCGGAUAAAAGUUCCAAUGCUGGAGAUAAGAAUCGAGAGAAGAGCAAUGUAAUGGGGAAAGAAGAGAACAGGGGAGAGAGUACGGAUGAGGGUAACAAAGAGCAGUACUCGUUCGGAGAGAUUUCAAAGCUUAGAGCAGAAGCUCAGCAAAAAUCAAAUGACGCAAUAAGGGCAGCUGAAGACAAGUACAAAAAGGCUUUACAAGUUGCGAGAGAAGAGAUUGGCCAAAAGGGUGCUCAAGCUAAGGACACUUGCCUUGAACAUGCACAUUACCUUGUGGACAGGGGACAGGCUGCCAAAGAAACUGCCAUAAACAAGGCACAGCAAGGCGGUGCUGCAGCCAAAGACACCAUCGUUGGAGCUAAGGACUAUACCGUACAGAAAGCGGCAGAGGCCAAAGAGGCUGCUGUGUCUACCGGUGGCAAAGCCAAAGAUUACACCUUGCAGAAAGCAGUAGAGGCGAAAGAUGUUACUGUGGACACUAGUAAGGACGCUGCUCAGUAUGCGGGCAAGACAGCAGUUAGCGUGAAGGACAAAGCGGCUGCGGCGGGCUGGACUGCUGCGCAUUACUCCACAGAGAAGGCUGUAGAUGGUACGAAGGCUGCUGCCAGAGUUGUUAAGGGCGCAGCAGAGUAUGCUGGCCAUAAGGCUGCGGAGAUAGCUGCCGUGCCAUUAACUGCUGCUUAAGAUAUGGCUCUCUCGGCUGGUGAGACUGCUAAGGGUUACACUGCUAGGAAGAAAGAAGAGGCUCAGAGAGGCUUGGAUACUAAACAAAUGUCUACUGAAGGACAGGAAACGUUUCAGGGUGAAGGCAAGAAGAAAGAGGAUUCGAGAGAGUAUCAUGAAAUCGAAACUUCAGACGUGAGAAAGAACAGAGAAUCUGGUCAGGACAUGACCAAGGAAGUAGGUUCCCAUGGAGUUGAAGAACUUGGCAAUGAGAGAGGAACAAAGGGAACAAGUAUGUUGGGAGCCAUUGGUGAAACCAUAGUGGAGAUUGCACAGACCACUAAGGAGCUCGUCAUUGGGGAAGACGUCAGCCCACAUCAAAAAAGAGACCAAAGAUCCAAGUCUUCAUAGCUAUCUUGAUUAGUGGUCCAUUGAAGUUAAAAACAGAUAUGAAUGAUGCUAUAUUUAGUUCUAGUUAAGUUUGGCAAGUUAUCUUUUGUUUUUAUUUGAAUAAAUUCGAGUCUUGUUAACUAAGGGGAGUGUUUGCUUUGUGGAUGCUAUAUAUAGUUCCAGUUAUUUUGACUUCAGUAAAUAAUUUCCUGUAUGGAACAACCUUGUUCACGUUUUGUAAUGUUUUGGUCUGCCAGAUAAUUUAGAUUUGUAUUUAAUAAGUCUAUGAUGGAUUUAGCUUUUCCUUUAUU
This is a messenger RNA of Cannabis sativa, 1795 nucleotides long. Its product is annotated as seed biotin-containing protein SBP65. NCBI's taxonomy places the organism in Eukaryota, Viridiplantae, Streptophyta, Magnoliopsida, Rosales, Cannabaceae. The record is from RefSeq and is a predicted model, not a curated record. The transcript is spliced from 2 exons.